AUGCCAUUUUCUUUCGUCUUGCCUGUCCCGCUUCCGCCCCACCGCGCGAACCAACCAACUACUUCACUCCGUGCACGGCGGUAUCGACCGGCCCGAGCUACCCUUUCGUCAAAUAACUUGUACGAGGUUCUCGGCCUUCGUCCACCCAACCCCAAGUCCUCACCUUCUCUCAACGAGAUUCGCAAAGCAUACCUCGAGCUCGCCAAGACAUUGCAUCCCGAUGUGACUACGGAAACCGACGCCGACGCCGGUGCCCGCUUCGAAAUCAUCGCGCGGGCGUGGGCUGUGCUGGGUGACCCUUCUCUACGUCAGAUAUACGACAGCACGGGUCAUGAGGGCCUUGCCGCUAUACGAAGCAUCGAUGACCGUGCUGCAACCGUGCGCGAGCGAUACUCCGCCCUUGACGGCGAGCAACUCGAUUUUCUUUCGGAUACAGGCCAGCUCAUAGGCGGUCUCCUGUCCCCUGCCGAUGAAGCGCCUCCUGGGAUGGGUGACGACGAUCGCACAGGAGAAGGCAGCGAACGUGAUGACGCAUGUCCCCGGUCCGUGGAAGAGGCCAUAUGGAACAUACAAUUCCAUGAGGAUCGAUCCGUCAAGUAUUAUGGAUUGUGGUGGAUCUACAAGUUUAAGGUCAAGCAAGCUGAGAAAGCCCUGGUCAAGGUCCUGCGCACUUCGACGGAACAGACGGCCUUGGGUGGAUAUGGCCUGCGACGCCGAGCGGCAUUGGCCCUUGGAGCUGUAGCUGCAGCUCCCACAAACGAAAAUGACGCUGCAGUCCUGGCGCUGAAAGAGGCCCUCGAGAGCCCAGACUAUUUCCUGAGGUAUAGGGCUGCUGAGGCGCUCGCAAAUAUCGCACAGCGAGCAGCACUUGUCCCGGACCCCACGACAGCGUUCCCGCAAGUAGUUGUUGAUCAGCUCAAAGCAAUGUUGCAGAGAGGCAAGCAAUACUUGGAGGAAAAAAAUGAGUCGAAGAGUGGAUAUACGCAACAAGAGGGUUUGUUUGAUCUUGAAAAACUCGACCCUGUCGUGCGAGAGAAGCUUGAAAAGGUAUUCCAGGACAGGCGACAAAAUGAAGAAAGGAGUAAGCGUACUACAAUGACACCGCAACUGGGAGUUGAUGAGGUCGGAUCCGACACUGACGAGCCCUAUGAAUGGAUACUGAAAGCCAUCUCUGCUAUAACAUCUGGUGCAGAGGCCCAUGACAAGCAACUUCUAAGCGUCAUUCGAUCGUAUAGAAACAACUCUGUUCCUCUUGUGAGGUAUGCCGCCCACAAAGCACUUUAUGCACUAACAAAUGACUCUAUUCAUGCAGAGGAAAUCGUACAGGCACUUGAGUAUGGUGUAGAACAUCACUAUUCGCAACGCGUUCUCAUUCGAGAUUUGGGAGACGUAGGUUAUUCAAAAGGCGCUGCAUCUGUAGCUUCUUGUCCUAUGGUUGAAAACAGCUUCAAGAUUUUCGCCCUCAAGAAUAUGCUUGCUAAGAAAAAUCAUGAUCCGAAGGAUGACGAUGUACGAAACGUCUUGGAGCACAUGGAUUCGCUUUUAUAA
This is a messenger RNA of Chondrus crispus (carragheen), 1548 nucleotides long. Its product is annotated as putative phycocyanobilin Cys-84 alpha-C-phycocyanin lyase, CpcE subunit. The coding region runs from base 1 to 1548 and encodes 515 amino acids. Lineage: Eukaryota; Rhodophyta; Florideophyceae; Gigartinales; Gigartinaceae. The record is from RefSeq and is a predicted model, not a curated record. The transcript has a single exon.